This is a messenger RNA of Erigeron canadensis, 2869 nucleotides long. Its product is annotated as acetyl-coenzyme A carboxylase carboxyl transferase subunit alpha, chloroplastic. Gene Ontology annotation, molecular function: carboxyl- or carbamoyltransferase activity; acetyl-CoA carboxylase activity. The coding region runs from base 235 to 2466 and encodes 743 amino acids. The record is from RefSeq and is a predicted model, not a curated record. Lineage: Eukaryota; Viridiplantae; Streptophyta; Magnoliopsida; Asterales; Asteraceae. Gene Ontology annotation, cellular component: acetyl-CoA carboxylase complex. Gene Ontology annotation, biological process: fatty acid biosynthetic process. The transcript is spliced from 12 exons.
GAAGUCACAAAAACUCAACAAACAUAAGAAUUAUCGAACACAACUUGAAUCUUGUGUACAUAAAAACACUGACGAUCUUCUCUAUGCUCAUUUCGUUCUUAAUAAAUAUUUCCUAUUUUUCCUGUCUUUUUUCUUCCAAGCUUCAAAACCCAUCUCCUUAACUCUUCAAUUUCAGAUCUUUCAUCAUUUUCUUGAGGGUGAGAAGUUGAAGAGGCAUUAUAUUGGGGUCCAAAGAUGGCUUCGGCAUCUCAGUCUCCUGUUACAUUUUCUGGAAGUUUGUCUUCUGCAACCACGGCUUCUGAUCUUCUUAGGAGUUCCAUUAAUGGUGUUACUGGUGUACCGUUAAAAACUUUAGGCAAAGGGCAUGUGGGCCCAAGAAGAAGGGGUUUAAGUAUUUCUGCAAAGGUAAGAAAAGUGAAGAAUCACGAGUACCCAUGGUCUCAGGAUCCCGAUCCCAAUGUGAAGGGUGGAGUUCUUAGUCAUCUUUCCCCAUUUAAACCUUUAAAGGAAAAGCCGAAGCCCGUUACUUUGGAAUUUGAGAAGCCACUUAUGGAUUUACAGAAGAAAAUCAUUGAUGUGCAAAAAAUGGCUAAUGAAACUGGCCUGGAUUUCAGCGAUCAAAUCAUCUCUUUAGAGAACAAAUAUCAGCAGGCUCUUAAAGAUCUGUAUACACAUCUGACUCCGAUACAACGUGUUAAUAUUGCACGACACCCUAACAGACCAACGUUUCUUGACCAUGUUUUCAACAUUACAGAUAAGUUUGUUGAGCUUCAUGGAGACCGAGGUGGGUAUGAUGAUCCUGCUAUAGUGACUGGUAUUGGAACAAUAGAUGGCAGGCGAUUCAUGUUUAUGGGUCAUCAAAAGGGUAGAAAUACGAAAGAGAAUAUUCAACGGAACUUUGGAAUGCCUACACCACAUGGGUACCGAAAGGCUUUGCGGAUGAUGUACUAUGCAGACCACCAUGGAUUCCCUAUCGUCACAUUCAUCGACACUCCAGGGGCAUUUGCUGACCUUAAAUCAGAGGAACUGGGUCAAGGUGAAGCCAUUGCCCACAAUUUAAGGACCAUGUUUGGUCUAAAGGUACCAAUCGUUUCCAUUGUAAUCGGUGAAGGUGGCUCUGGAGGUGCUUUGGCCAUUGGUUGUGCUAAUAAAUUGCUAAUGCUUGAGAAUGCAGUCUUCUAUGUUGCCAGUCCAGAAGCAUGUGCGGCAAUUCUGUGGAAGACUGCCAAAGCUUCUCCAAAGGCAGCUGAAAAGCUCAAGAUCACUGCUAAUGAGUUAUGUAAGCUACAAGUUGCUGAUGGAAUCAUCCCUGAACCACUUGGUGGUGCACAUGCAGAUUCCCACUGGACCUCGAUACAAAUAAAAAAGGCCAUUCUUGAUUCAAUGGAUGAGCUUCAGCAGAUGAACACGGAAGACCUGUUAAGACAUCGAAUGCUCAAAUUUCGCAAGAUUGGUGGGUUCCAAGAAGGACUACCUGUCGAGGCUGAAAAGAAAGUCAAUAUGAAAAGAAAAGAGGAACCGAGACCCGGACUUAUUUCAGACAAAGUGUUGCAGGGUGAAGUUAAUAAACUAAAGGAGCAAAUUAUGAAAGCAAAAGAAUCUUCUUCAAUAGCUUCGGAUAUGGAUCAAAAUGGGCUGAUCGAAAAACUGCAAAGAGAAAUUAACUAUGAGUUUUCCGAGGCAGCCAAGGCAUUGGGGAUAGAAGAAAAAUUAACUAAACUGCGUGAAGAAUUUGAGAAAGCAGAGAACGAGGAGUUGACUCCUGACCAAAUGCAGGACCUUGAGAACCUAAAGGACGAGUUCAAUGACAAUUUAGCAACGGCUCCAAACUAUGGAAGACUGAAGUACAAGCUGGGCUUGUUAAAAGAAAUAACCGAAGCUAAAACAUUUGCUGAAAAUUACAGAAAGACUCUUCCUUUAAAGGCGAAAGUGAACGAGAAGUUCAAAGAGGUUUUGGAAAAACCAAAUUUGAAGCAGAAAAUCGAGGGACUGAAAGAUGAAAUUGAGAAAUCUGGGGUUUCCUCCCUUGAAGAAUUCGAUCAAGAACUUAAAGAGAAACUUAUCGAGGUUCGGGAAGAAGUGGAAUCUGAAUUUGUUAAUGCUCUUGAGUCUUCCGGUGUUCAUGUAGCUUCAAAAGUUGGCCAGUCUUCAAUGUCGAUAAUUAAGGCUAAAGUUGAUGAAAUAAAUGAAGAAAUCAAGCAAAUAAUUCAAGAUGUUAUUGAAUCAACUCCUGAUUUGAAGAAUAAAAUAGAGAUGCUGAAAUUUGAGGCCAUGAAAGACAAGAAUGCGCCUAGUAAGGAAUCAAAGGAAAAGAUUGAGGCUUUGGAGCAGCAAAUAAAGCAAGGUGUUGCUGAAGUGAUGAGCUCGGCAGCCAUUAAAGAGAAAUACGAACAAUUGCAGGCAGAACUUGCAGAACUUUCCGGGGGAUCUGAUGGAAGUUUGAUCAAAGAACCGAGUUAUGUUUGAUAUAAUAAACGCUGUUGAAACUACAUCAAGUUAUGAAAGAACAUGGAUUAACAAGUACUCUUGGCCAUCUCAACUACCAACGGGGUUAACCAUGUCAUAUUUGCUAAAGAUUCAUGGGGCAAAGACCUGGCUUCUUUGAAAGUUUGUUGUUUUAGUUUUUGAUAUGUCAUAGACUUCUAUAUGGAUUUUUUUUUUUUUCAUGAAUUAAGUUUCGGGAUUCAGUAUUUCCCCAUGGGCAGAUUGCAUUGCCGAUUCUAUCAGACAACAAUAGCAUUUCAUGUAAAUUUUGCUGAUUACCAAGAAUGCUAAUAAUUUGCUUUCUCUUAUUAGUGUUUAAUCUUUGUGAUAUUGAAUAAUUUGAUCCAAUAAUCAUUUGUAAUAUAGAAUUUAUGUGUUUUUCAAA